This is a messenger RNA of Coregonus sp. 'balchen', 7435 nucleotides long. The record is from the annotation of a GenBank genome assembly. NCBI's taxonomy places the organism in Eukaryota, Metazoa, Chordata, Actinopteri, Salmoniformes, Salmonidae.
UGACUUCGUGGCUGUGGUAACUAGAGUACUAGUGACGACCGCAGUCAAGCUAACAACAACACAACAGGUUUAAAAUAUGUUCACAUCGAAUGAACUAGCUACAAAUACCUUCAACAACGGAGAAAAUUGAGGUCUGUAGCUAGCUAGCUAUAUGUUAUACAUUUGUGUAAGUUGUGUAGCUAAGCCAGCUAGCGUAGUGACGUUAUAUUUAGGUUGAUUUGAUCGCUAGCAAUGCUAGCUGUUUAGCUUGCUGCUUUGCUCUCGAUUUCAAUAACUAGUUCAGCUAUUGAAAAAACUAGAAAUACGACGUUACUUAGCAUUUUAUUUGCACUUUUCACUGAAACUACAAAGAGCCUUCCGGGUUUAAACCUUCUCUGGUAGCCAGUUAGUUGGUACUGAUAAGAUACUAGUUCGCGUUAACUAGUUGGUAAACGAGACGAGACUUGGAUGGCCUCGCGAUACUACUACUAACUAUGUAGUUAGCUAUGGCUUUGGUCGUUAGGUUAACUAGCUGGACCCAACACUAUCUGCCAAGCCGUGUUGUUGUCAGUAGCUGACAGUUGCAAUGUAGCUAACUAGCUAAGGUUGGGCUACUAAACUUGUCACCGUUGUUGUUUGAUUACUAUACUAGAUACUUUCUGCAGGAGUGUCCAGUGCAGUGACUAACUACUAACUAGUGAACUACAUAUUAUGAUGCCAUGGAGGAUAGGAAGCUGAAGAGAAAGAUUUCCAGGCCCUCCACCAACCAGGCCCCUGCCCCACCAACCAGCACCCGGAAGAACACAGCCCCUGGACGUCAUCUGGGCUUCAGCCACAUGGGUACACAUGCCAGCCAGAAGGGGAAGAGCCGCAGGUAAGAAACAUAAUCAUCUUCAUCAUCUGGAUGACUUGAAGAUUAACUGCUUUGAGGUGAAGUUCUUAAUUGUGUGUGUGUGUUGUGUGUGUGUGUGUGUUUUGUGUGGUGUGUUGUGUGUGUGUUGUGUGUGUGUGUGUUGUGUGUUGUGUGUGUGUGUGUGUGUGUGUGUGUGUGUGUGUUUGUGUGUUUGUGGUGUUUGUGUGUGUGUGUGGUGUGUGUGUGUGUGUUGGUGUUGUGUGUGUGUGUGUGUGUGUGUGUGUGUGUGUGUGUGUGUGUGUGUGUGUGUCAGGGGUGUGAAGGCCAGACAGCAGCAGGCUUCAGGCAGUAAGUCAGGCCAGGGCCAGCCGGACCCCAUCCAACACUCCUUCCUGACAGACGUCUCCGACGUGCAGGAGAUGGAGAAAGGACUGCUGAGCCUCCUCAAUGACUUCCACAAUGGAAAACUACAGGCCUUUGGUGAGCUGUGUGUAAAACUACAGGCCUUCGGUGAGCUGUGUGUAAAAACUGCAGCCUUUGGUGAGCUGUGUUUAAAAACUACAGGCCCUUCGGUGAGCUGUGUGGUAAAACUACAGGCCUUGGUGAGCUGUGGUGGUAAACUACAGGCCUUUGGUGAGCUGGUGUGUAAAACUACAGGCCUUUGGGUGAGCUGUGUGUAAAACUACAGGCCUUUGGUGAGCUGUGUGUAAAACUACAGGCCUUUGGUGAGCUGUGUGGUAAAACUACAGGCCUUUGGUGAGCUGUGUGGAAAACUACAGGCCUUUGGUGAGCUGUGUGGAAAACUACAGGCCUUUGGUGAGCUGUGUGUAAAACUACAGGCCUUUGGUGAGCUGUGUGUAAAACUACAGGCCUUUGGUGAGCUGUGUGUAAAACUACAGGCCUUUGGUGAGCUGUGUGUAAAACUACAGGCCUUUGGUGAGCUGUGUGUAAACUACAGGCCUUGGUGAGCUGUGUGGAAAAACUACAGGCUUUGUGAGCUUGUGUAAACUACAGGCCUUCGGUGAGACCAGGGUUCCAGUGGCUCAGUGGAUAAAAGAGCAUAUUACCUGUCUGUGUCGGUGGAGUUUUACAUAAACACUAUCUAUGACCUCUCUUUUAUCCCCUCUCCUCGUACCCUCCCGCUUCCCUCCCUCCCGCUUCCCUCCCCCCGCUUCCCUCCCUCUCCUUCCUCCCCCUUCCCUCCCUCCCCCCUUCCCUCCCUCCCGCUCCCUCCCUCCCUUCCCCCCCUUUUCCCUUUCCCUCCCGUUUCCCCUCCCUCUUCCUUCCCCCCCCCUUCCCCCCCUUUUUUCUUCCCUCCCUCUUCCCUCCCUUUCCCUUUUUCCCUCCCCUUCCCUCCCCCCCUCUUUCCCCCCUCUCUUUCCCCCUCCUUUUCCCUCUCCUCCCUCCUCUUCCCUCCCCCCCCCCCUCUCUCCCUCCCCCUUUCUCUCUCCCUCCCCCCCUUCUCCCCCCUUUUUUCCCCUCUUUCCCCCCCCCUUUCCCCCCCUCUCUCCCUCCCCUUUCUCUCCCCCCUCCCCCUACCCCCCCCCCUCUCCCCCCCCCAAAACCCCCCCCCCCCUCCCCCCUCCCUCCCCCCCCCUCUCCCCCUCCCUCCCUUCAAACCCCCCCCCUCUCCCCCUCCCUCCCCUACCCCCCUCUCUCUCCCUCCCUCAUACCCCCCCCUCUCUCUCCCUCCCUCUACCCCCCUCUCCCCUCCCUCUCCCCUCUCCCUCCCGUCCCUCUACCCCCUCUCCCUCUCUCUCUCUCCCUCCCUCUACCCCCUCUCUCUCCUCCCUCCCUCUACCCCCUCUCUCUCCCUCCCUCUCCCUCCCUCCCCCCCCCCCCCUCGUCUCUCCCCCCCCCCCCUCUACCCCCACGUCUCCAUCUCGCUCCCUCCCUCUCCCCCCCUCUCUCUCUCCCUCCCUCUACCCCCCCUCUCUCUCUCCCCCCCUUCACCCCUCACUCAUCCCCCUCUCUCUCUCACACUUCCCCCUCUCCUCUCCCUCCUCUAGGUAAUGAGUGUUCUAUAGAUCAGAUGGAGCAUGUGAGAGAGAUGCAGGAGAAGUUGGCUCGGCUGCACUUUGACCUUUAUGGGGAGGUGGAUGAGAUGCCUGACGACCAGCGGAAGACUGCCUGCGACUCCAACAUGGACAAACUACUGCUCAACGUAAGAUCUGGCAAUAGUUUUUGUUAAAAUACAGUGUCUUGCAAAAGUAUUCAGUCCGCUUUGUGUUAGAAAGUGGGAUUACAAUGGAUUUAAUUCUCAAUUUUUGUCAACAAUCUACACAAAAUACUCUGUGAAAGUGGAAUAUUUGUUUUAUUUUUUUAAAGAUAAAAAAUUAAAAAUAAUAUCUAAAAUCCAGGAGUUCCAUAACUAUUCAGCCCCUUUGUUCAGGCAAGUCUACAUUAGUUCAGGAGUAAAAUGUGGCUUUCAAAAAUCACACGAUAAGUUACAUGGAAAUAAUAGGGGUGGACAUGAUGUUUGAAUGACUAACCCUUGAAAAGACCAGGGAGCUUUUCAAAAGCCUCAUAAAGAAGGGCAGUGAUUGGUAGAUGGGUAACAAUAACACGAGACAUUGAAUAUCUCUUUAAGCAUGGUCAAAUUAAUAAUUAUGCUGUGAAUGAUGUAUUAAACCACCCAGACACAAAGAUUCAGUCGUCCUUCUGAACUGAGCUGCAGGAGAGGAAUGGAACUACUCAGGGAUGUCACCACGAGGCCAUUGGUGAUUUUAAAACAGCUACAGAGUUCAAUGGCUGUGAUGGGAGAAAACUGAGGAUGGAUCAACAACAUUGUAGUAGGGCGAUAUCGAAUUAAUGUUUUUGCGCGAUGUUCCAAAUGCCUGUAUCGCAAGAAUCAAAGUUGGUAUUUUUUCCAGUUUUUAUGCUGUGUCUGUUAUGGUCUCAUCUCCUUUGCUCCUUCGGUGCUGUGAAACCAAGCCCCUCCUACUGACACCAAGCCCCUCCUACUGACACCAAGCCCCUCCUACUGACACCAAGCCCCUCCUACUGACACCAAGCCCCUCCUACUGACACCAAGCCCCUCCUACUGACACCAAGCCCCUCCUUCUGUGCUGUGUUCACUGAGCUCCCCUCCUCCUGACACCAAGCCCCUCCUACUGACACCAAGCCCCUCCUACUGACACCAAGCCCCUCCUACUGACACCAAGCCCCUCCUACUGACACCAAGCCCCUCCUUCUGUGCUGUGUUCACUGAGCUCCCUCCUCCUGACACCAAGCCCCUCCUACUGACACCAAGCCCCUCCUACUGACACCAAGCCCCUCCUACUGACACCAAGCCCCUCCUUCUGUGCUGUGUGCACUGUGCACCUUCCCACUCGCACACAGACACCAAGCCCCUCCCCCCCCGCCGCUCAACAACAAAAGACGAAAUAACUUCUUCCUCUCUGACAACAAGCAGUUUAAACUCGCUAUUUACAUUUGAGGUUUGGUCCAACAGAACAUAGAUAUAAUUUGACUGUAAUAGAGGAGAACUGAACCUUUUCUAACGAUACCCUUUUUAUGUCUCAACUCCCAAAAUGGAGAACGGAGCAGACCCUACUGAAACGAGAGUAUCAAUGAACAUGAUUGUGGAAAAUGAAUGUUCUGUUUGUCGCGCGCGGCAUUGCGGUACCAUAUACCGCGUGUUACGGUCCCCAGGUAGAAACCAAAAAUGGCGCUAAAACAGUCACUAAUAACAACCAAAACGAAACAGGUGGGGUUUUAGGAGGGGCUCUGAAAGACACUCAUGGAGGUGUCCACUGAAAGAUGACUAGCAACAACAACUGGGACCUAAAAGACAGCCACCAUGAGCGCACACUAAAUCUGCCCAAGAAGAGGCAAACAAACGAAAAAAAACAACAACGAGUAAACCAACAAGUGGAGCAAAAUGAAAACAGGAAAGAUCAGAUGAAGGAUUGUUUUUUUAAGAAACCAAAUCGAGAGCGACAACUAAAGGUUGUUAAACUGGGCUAGCCGCUCUUAAAGUGGAACUGACAGCAUUUUAGCAACAUGAAAUCUUACUAAAAUCUGUUCAUUUACACCCCCAGGAAGAAUGACAGUAAACAGCCCCAGACCAUUAUUCCUCCUCCACCAAACUUUACAGUUGGCACCAUGCAUUGGGGCAGGUAGUGUUCUUCUGGCAUCCGCCAAACCCAGAUUCGUCCGUCGGACUGCCAGAUGGUGAAGCUUGAUUCAUCAUUCCAAAGAACGCGUUUCCACUGCUCCAGAGUCCAAUGGCGGCGAGCUUUACACCACUCCAGCCGACGCUUGGUAUUGCGCCUGGUGAUCUUAGGCUUGUGUGCGGCUGCUCGGCCAUGGAAACCCAUGUCAUUAAGUUCCCGACGAACAGUUCUUGUGCUGACGUUGCUUCCAGAGGCAGUUUGGAACUCUGUAGUGAGUGUUGCAACUGAGGACAGAUGUGUGCCCUACCAUUUCGCGGCUGAGCCGUUGUUGCUCCUAGACCUUUCCACUUUACAAUAACAGCACUUACAAUUGACCGGGGCAGCUCUAGCAGGGCAGAAAUUUGACUAAAUGACUUGUUAGAAAGGCGGCAUCCUAUGACGUUGCCACGUUGAAAGUCACUGAGCUCUUCAGUAAGGCCAUUCUACUGUCGAUGUUUGUCUAUGGAGAUUGCAUGGCUGUAUGCUCGGUUUUAUACACCUGUCAGCAACGGGUGUGGCUGAAAUAGCCGAAUCCACUAAUUUGAAGGGGUGUCCACAUACUUUUGUGUGUGUGUGUGUGUGUGUGUGUGUGUAGCAUGGGCAACGUUUCCCAUCUUCUCGAAAGUAUAUCUGCUGUUGUGAAUGUCAGACUCCACUCUGUGAGGCACACAGAUCUGCAGGUUGAACAUGGUGAGAUUGUAGACUCCUAAAUUGAUAGUGCAGUUUGUUUAGGUGAUUUUACAGCUAACUAGCUACUUUUACAUGCUGAUAUUGUCUUCAGUAUUAUUGUGUGUAGCCACGUUUUGCUAGCCAGCCAGUCAGCCCAUAGAGGGAGCGUUGCAUUGAGAGAAGAUAGUGAAUGUUCCUGAGUGGACAAGUUACAGUUUUGACUGAAAUCUGCUUGAAAGUCUGUUAAGACUUGAAAACUGCAGUCUAGCCACGAUUCCCAACAUCUUGACAGAGCUUGAAUAAUUUUUAAAAGAAGAUUGUACAAUCCAGGCGGGCGAAGCUCUUUAUAGACUUCCCCAAGAAGACUCACAGCAGUAAUCGAUGCCAAAGGUGUUUCUAACAUGUAUUGACUCAAGGAGCUGAAUACCUAUGCAACAUAUAUAUAUUUUAUUUUAUUUUUUAUUAAUCUUUUUUUUAAUGUUAGAAUUUUCUUUCACUUUUAAUCCCACUUUGUAACACAAUAAAAUUUGAAGAAAUCCAAGGAGUCUGAAUACUUUUGCAAGACACUAUAUAUUUUUUUUAAGGAGUGGGGCAAUUCCACUCAUCAUGUGGGUUCUAACCCAUGCUGCAGUCGUAUAUGUGUUCUGGAAGCAGUGGCUUAGACCACUAGACCACCUUAAAGGUAGACUCUGCGAAAUUACGUUGCCAUGAGCAGCACUGCAGAUAUUGAUAUGAGCGAGAUGAAAGACUUCACUCACAGUCACACACUGUAUCUGGUGGUUGGCUUCACUGUGUUCGCCGCGUGGUAGCCAGGGCACCAAAACAGCGGAGAAGUUGAUCCUCUCUUAGUUGUUUGCGGAAAUUGACCCGCUUUGCUGUUUACCUUCUGCAUCUACGUCAUAUCCCGUCUAUCUUUAAGUGCUGUGUUGGAUCUUAAAUUCUGUUAAUACUGUGCAAGUACUUGAUAGCAAUCUAGGCCCUAAAAUCCCAACACACAGGGCUAGCCUCCCUCAGCAUGUCAAACAGUGAUUUCUCAGUUUUCAGAAGGCCAAAGCAGGGCUUAAUAUCCAGAUCUAAGUCUUCUCAUGUGAGAGCAAAGCCACACACACACCUCAUGCUCUGUGAAUGUAUCUUGGCUCAAUGUUAGCGCAAUGGAAUGAAACAUCUCAAUGUUAGCUCAAUGGAAUGAAACAUCUCAAUGUUAGCUCAAUGGAAUGAAACAUCUCAAUGUUAGCUCAAUGGAAUGAAACAUCUCUGUCCUUCUCUACAGCUAGAGGAACUGAGUUCAUCAAUGUAUCCUUUUAAAAUACUUGUGUGGUGUGUGUGUGUGUGUGUGUGUGUGUGUGUGUGUGUGUGUGUGAGGGGUGUGUGUCUUUGAGCUGUUGACUUUGACCUGAUUAAUUCUAGCUCACAGUUUACAGAUAAACUUAAGAAAUGCAGACUUAAUAUAAUAAAACAAUUGCAGAUAUUACAGGACUUCACGUACUGUAGUUACAUAAUAGAGGACAUUUCUUUGUUAUGUUCUCUGUGGGGGGGGGGUGUGAGCUCAGAGCAGAGUGAGUGGGGUGUGUUUCAGCUGUUCUCCUUGACUCCUCUCCACAAGUCAGAAGCUGAAUCUGGCAGACAGCCAGGAGAUACCCAGGACAGCCAGCAUCUGAGUCGGUCUGCAGUCAACGGUCUCAGCUCUGAUCUGAGUCAGUCUGCAGUCAACGGUCUCAGCUCUGAUCUGAGUCGGUCUGCAGUCAACGGUCUCAGCUCUGAUCUGAGUCGGUCAACG